AUGGCCCAUCAAAAGCGUGCAGUGCACGUGGUGAAACCUGCAGUCGCACUGCUGGUGACAGACCAGUUUCGUCGGCAGUUAAGUAUCUAUCAUGCUGGCGUGCUUGCGCUGCAACCAGGAACCGGGACCGACGUUGUUUCUGACGAGCUCACAGAUGACGGCGCACGGGCACUGCUGUCUGAGAUGGAUGCCCGCGUGUUGAGCUUGCCGCUGGAUGAGCUCUCGUCCUUCUUGGAAUCACGCGAAAUGUGGUUGAAAGACACAGGAAAGCAUGCUCGCGGUCAACUGGCAGAGAUGACAGAGGGUAGCCUUGCUGUCGCGCUGGACGACUCGGAACCUGCUCAGACGGGUGACCUCGACAUUGUGCUAGUGGCGGUGAAGCGGUACAAUUCCUGCUCGAUCGUGUCAUCUCCUUCAGCGGCUGCGCGCGUCAAGGAUUUUCUUGAAGAUCUGAAUGAUGCAGGUGGAGAUGGUGAGGAUGGCUAUGACUCGCUCGAAGACGGGUGCAAUCGAUAA
This is a messenger RNA of Hyaloperonospora brassicae, 516 nucleotides long. Lineage: Eukaryota; Oomycota; Peronosporomycetes; Peronosporales; Peronosporaceae. The record is from the annotation of a GenBank genome assembly.